Molecule: messenger RNA, 1400 nt
Organism: Monodelphis domestica (gray short-tailed opossum)
Lineage: Eukaryota; Metazoa; Chordata; Mammalia; Didelphimorphia; Didelphidae
Gene: AK1
Product: adenylate kinase 1
Biological process (GO): ATP metabolic process; nucleoside triphosphate biosynthetic process
Cellular component (GO): cytoplasm
Molecular function (GO): ATP binding; nucleoside diphosphate kinase activity; AMP kinase activity
Source: RefSeq, a predicted model, not a curated record
AGCUUCUUAGUUCUUGGUCCUGUUAUGUCCCAGACUCUGCACCUGGAAGCUGUGAGCCUUGGGUUUUCUUAUCCGUUAAAUAGGGAAAUAGAUACAAUACUACCUUCAAGGUGAGAAAGCUGGGUAAUGCAUGAUAAAUUCCAAGAAUAAGAACUAUAUCCUGCAGAGAACGAGACAGACAGCGACAGAGACAGAAAGAGACAGAAAGAGAGACAGAGAGAGACAGAGAGGGAGAGGGAUACAGACAGACAGACAGACAGACAGAGACAGAAAGAGAGACAGAGACAGAGAGGGAGAGGGAUACAGACAGACAGACAGACAGAGACAGAGAGAGAGAGACAGAGACAGAGAGAGAAACACGGAGACAGAGAGACAGAGAGACAGAGAGAGAAACACGGAGACAGAGAGACAGAAACACUGAGAUAGAGAGAGCGCUCUGCAACAGUCUCGAUGUUGGUGUGUCUCCAAGGACCAGAGUUCAUCUCUUCUCCCCGUUCCAUCCCUGGAUGGUGCUUGCCUUCUUUAUUUGUCCAGUCUGAAGAGUUCGGCCAGUAGACAGACUUCAGCAGAAUGGAAAAAAAACUAAAGGGUGUCAAGAUCAUCUUUGUGGUGGGGGGACCAGGAUCAGGGAAGGGGACCCAAUGUGAGAAGAUUGUUGAGAAAUAUGGCUUUACACAUCUAUCCAGUGGAGAUCUCCUGCGGGAAGAGGUCCGCUCUGGCUCUGAGAGGGGCAAGACCCUGUCAGAAAUCAUGGAGAAGGGAGAACUGGUACCCUUGGAUACUGUAUUGGAUAUGCUCAAAGAAGCCAUACUAGCUAAGGCUGAGACCUCCAAGGGCUUCUUGAUAGAUGGCUACCCUCGGGAAGUGGCACAGGGAGAAGCAUUUGAAAAGAAGAUUGGCAGCCCCACACUUCUGCUUUAUAUUGAUGCUGGCUCAGAAACCAUGGUGGAAAGGUUGCUGAAACGAGGAGAAACCAGUGGACGAGUAGAUGAUAACGAAGAGACCAUUAAGAGUCGCCUGAAAACCUACUACAGUGCCACAGAGCCAGUCAUCAAAUUUUAUGAGGGUCGGGGUAUUGUCCGAAGGAUCAAUGCUGAAGGCUCAGUGGAAAGUGUCUUUGAAGAAGUCUGUACCCAUCUAGACGCCCUGAAUUGAUGGGGUUUGGUUGUCUCCCCCAUUUCAAAGAAACCCCCCUCCUCCCUCCGUAGGAUCAGCCUCCCUGUCCAGGCCCCUUGCCGCCCUUCCUAACUCCUCCUCCAGCUGGCUCUGAGCUCGGGCUCAGACAAAGGAAGUGGCUUUAUCCUGUUUUCAUGGACAACUUCACUAAAGGAAUCUCCAAGGACAUUUGGUUUUGGUUCUUUGAUUCAAAGUAAAGUUCACCGACAAUGUGUACUACCCUU